This is a messenger RNA of Lachnellula hyalina, 951 nucleotides long. RefSeq names its product putative phospholipase, mitochondrial. Bases 1 to 951 code for a protein of 316 amino acids. Lineage: Eukaryota; Fungi; Ascomycota; Leotiomycetes; Helotiales; Lachnaceae. The transcript has 2 exons. The record is from RefSeq and is a predicted model, not a curated record. Gene Ontology annotation, molecular function: glycerophospholipase activity; metal ion binding. Gene Ontology annotation, cellular component: cytoplasm.
AUGUUCUCUUCUUGCGGCACGCACCUUUCACAGGCGAAUUCCAUGUCAGAGUUGUAUGAACUAACCAUCUGCAGAGAAGAUGCGGUCCCAGCAAAAUCGCCUUUGGACUCUGACUACAGGCAGGAUCCUUUUCUCGCCGCGUCCUCUAGCUCAAGCUUCACCGAAGAAAACAUUUCAAGCAUUACGGGCCUUCCUCUCACUAUAUCCUCCCCUAAAAUCGGCCAGCUUUACAACAUAUUCCACCCUUCUGAUCCAAUUGCAUACCGUCUAGAACCGCUUAUUUCUCCUGCAAUGUCCUCUAUGAAGCCACAACUAUUACCCUAUACUAAGAGCUCUUUGGCUAGCUCAGUAAGUGGAAUUGGAGCGAAGGUCGGCCAGAGCGUCAGUGGUCUUUGGUCUAGCUUGAGUUCUGGAAUCGCAAGCAGUCUCUUGAACCGCAGUCUUGGCCUCACUAGCGACGAUGUAGCCAAAUUGGAAGCAGCGCCGACCCCUCAAACGCGGGCCUCUUCCCAAUCUGUUGGGGCUGGAACGAACAUCUCGGCUGGUGGAGUCCUUCAGUCAGAUGCCCCAUCUUUACAGAGACAACAUACCAAUGAGAAGAAGCUACAACUGGCCGAAGAUACGGUAGCUGCGGAUAGAGAUGGAAGCAGUGCAAAUGCUCCCACCUUGAUUGAUGACGAGAUCGAGACACUUUUUGCCGGUUUUCAAAAGAGUAGGAAGAACACCCAAAAUGAUGAAGCGGGUGAGAAUUGGUCAGAGGCCGAAGAGAGAGGCCGAAAGCUGCGAAGAGAGGAGCUGAAAGUUAGAGCUUUGAAUCAGAAUGGGAGAGUCGAUUACAGUAUCCAGGACACUAUCGCAAGCCACCUUAGCUAUUGGGCAGAUGAGGAUGUCUCUCACUUUGUCAUGUCUCAAUUAUUGAGUCGGUCACGCCAAAAGAAUAGCCAGAAAUAG